AUGAUGCAUGCGCAGGCAUGCAUCACCAGUCAAUUCGACGACAAGUUCAAGAAGGCCGAUGAAACAGUAAACACCAUUCAGAACGCUAUACAAGAAGUCAGCACCACUUUAACGGAUGACCAUAAUACCCUAGCAGCGAUCCAUGGCAUGGUCGGUGAAACUAAGGUCAUUUUGGCUGGAGUCAACAACACCGUGAACCAAACACAAGCUGCGAUAGCAGCAAUCCGCGACACAGUCAUCAACACCCGAAACGACUUGGAAGCAGUCAACGACACUGUCAACAAUAUGCAUGUUGCCCUGGCGGCGGUUAACGAUACCGUCACUGCGUCCCAAGCUGCUGUGAUGUCAUCAAUGUUCGAGAUCGCUUGA
Colletotrichum spaethianum is the source of this 369-nucleotide messenger RNA. RefSeq lists its product as uncharacterized. NCBI's taxonomy places the organism in Eukaryota, Fungi, Ascomycota, Sordariomycetes, Glomerellales, Glomerellaceae. The coding region runs from base 1 to 369 and encodes 122 amino acids. The record is from RefSeq and is a predicted model, not a curated record. The transcript has 3 exons.